Molecule: messenger RNA, 849 nt
Organism: Macrobrachium nipponense
Lineage: Eukaryota; Metazoa; Arthropoda; Malacostraca; Decapoda; Palaemonidae
Product: loricrin-like
Exons: 2
Coding region: 1-849 (282 amino acids)
Source: RefSeq, a predicted model, not a curated record
AUGGACUGGUCAGAUGGGUCAUCAAGAGGUGGUUACAGAGGUGGAAGAAGCUCAAGGCGCUCCAGAAGCAGUGGUGUUCGGACUUCAUACAGGGGAAGUAGGGGUGGGGGUGGUUAUGAAAGUUCAAGCAGCUUCAGGGGAGGAUACAAAGGUGGAUCAAGGGGAGGGGGAUAUGUAGGAUCAGUGGAUGAUUACAGUUCCAGUAGAAGUCGGGGAGGAAUGAGGCGAGGGAGAGGAUAUGGUGGUGGAGGAAGUUAUGGAGGUGGUGGGGGAUAUGAUUACAAUGGGGGAAUGGGAGGUUACUCAAGUAACAGUGGAUACGAUAACAGCCGAGGGAUGUCGAGAGGCCGAAGUAGGGGAAGAGGGAGUUACGAUAGCGGCCGUAGCAGUUUUUCAAGUCGUGAUGGAUAUAUAGGAGGCGGUGGUCGUGGUGGUUACAAAGGCGGCAGAGGUAGUUAUGAUGGAGGCUAUGAUAUGGGACGUGGUGGUUAUUUAGGAGGCAGAGGAAGUUCAAUGCAGAGCAGGGGAGGGGGAUACAGAGGGGGAAGGGGUGGCAUACAAAAAUACACAAAUGAUUUUUCAAGAGGUAGAGGUUCUGUUAGAGGAGGACGUGGAUACUCUUCUGGUUACCCAUCUUCCAGAGGUUUUAGGGGGGUGACAGCUGUCAGAAGAAUAAGGGGUGGAAUGAGGAGGGGCAGAGGACUCUUAAGAGGUGGACCACGCCUCCCCGAGGAUAUGUGUGAACCCUCUGGGGACAUCAUUGGAUAUAGAAUCACGCCCAAGAAAGUCUCCAUCGUAGCUUUAGCAUCACCAAAAAGAGUAGGUGAGCUGGAUGGUCCUCACUUUUAG